AUGAUUUAAGCUGAUCAGAAUUUAAAAUCUUUGUUAAUAUAUAAGAAAUUCCCCUUAAGAGAGCCCUUCCGAAGAAGCUAUCAAACAUUUAAUGUCAAUACUUUCGGUAAAAAAACUCCAGAUUCAUCUUUUACUUAUAGCAUUUAAAAAUAAUUUAAAAUACCUAUUUAUGCAAAUAAGUUAUAUAAAAAGAAGACCAAAAAUAUUUUUGAGCAUGAAAGUUAAUCAAUAAAUACAUCAAUACAAUUAUUACAACCUAUUUUUAUAAAGAAGACAAUAAAAAUUAGAUCAUAAUCCAUUAAUGAACCAAAUUUAUAAAAGAAUUUAUCAAAGCAAUCAAUGAUUAACAAUAUCGUAUAAAAUAGCUCGAAUGCUGAUGAUUCUUCAGAAAAUUCUGAUUUUUAGAGAUUAAAAAGAACUUAUUUGGAAAAAUAUCACAAACCAAAAGUCAAUUAAAUUGAAAGAUAGCCUCGAUUUCAAAUACAAUCAUUUAUAGAAGACUCAUUAGAUCCUUGGACUGUCGAUAUUUGA
Molecule: messenger RNA, 531 nt
Organism: Paramecium primaurelia
Lineage: Eukaryota; Ciliophora; Oligohymenophorea; Peniculida; Parameciidae
Source: the annotation of a GenBank genome assembly